Molecule: messenger RNA, 3856 nt
Organism: Hibiscus syriacus
Lineage: Eukaryota; Viridiplantae; Streptophyta; Magnoliopsida; Malvales; Malvaceae
Product: protein PUTATIVE RECOMBINATION INITIATION DEFECT 1
Exons: 9
Biological process (GO): meiotic DNA double-strand break formation
Source: RefSeq, a predicted model, not a curated record
UCUCUUUCCGGGAAAAAUGAUGUUUGAAGAUUCGCAAGAGCCGGGCGUCUCGUUCGCCGUCGAUCAAUACCCCGAUCAAGAACCGGACGUUAUUCAAUGCUCGCAAGGCCACCGUACCACCCUAUCCCUCCGCACCCAACAAGGCGGCUCUAUCUGCCUCCUCUGCUUCUCCAACCUCAUCUCCAACCCACGCGCUCCCACUCUCCAUGUUUCCUACGCUCUCUCUCAACUCUCCCUCGCCCUUUCUGAAGCUCCUUUUCUCAACUCCCUCCUUUCCUUCCACCCUCACUUCCUCAUCUCCCCUCUCCUCCACGCGCUUUCUUCCUUCGACGAUGAUCCGAUCGCUCAACAACUCAUUGAUAUAAUCUCCGCUCUUUGCGCUUCUGCUAAUGACUCCGUCACCGCCGAUUUCAUUGCUCAAGUUUCCGGUAAACUCUCUUCUGGCGCGUUGGCGUGGAGUCGAAGGCAGCUUUAUAUGCUUCAUUGUCUGGGAGUUCUCCUGAACCGUCAAAUAAAUGAUCCUUGUAUGCACAUCAGAGACAAAGAUGCUCUAGUAUCCAAUUUAGUGGCAGGUCUUCAAUUGCCAAGUGAUGAAAUCCGAGGAGAGAUUCUUUUUGUUCUGUAUAAACUAUCUGCUCAAGGAUAUGCAUCUAAAGAUUGUGUAGGAGCAAAUGUUCUUCAUGCUUUUUGUCCCAGUUUAUUGCGUUUGUCAAUGGAGGCCCUUCUGAAAACCCAAAGAGAUGAUGUACGAUUAAAUGGAAUAGCUUUUCUGAUGCUCUUGGCACAGAUUGGAUUGUUUGGAAAUGGACUUGGAAAUGAAAUAAGCAGUUUGAGUUCUGAUGAAGCAGACCACUUCAUGCAAACGACUGAAGAAGGACUAGAUGAAUCCCCAUUGAGUAUAUUGUUUGCCGAGGCUAUCAAAGGCCCACUGCUUUCAUCAGACAGCCAAGUCCAAAUCAGCACAUUAGAUCUGAUAUUCCACUACUUGUCAUGUGGAGAUGCUUCCCCCAGACAGAUUCAAAUUUUGGUAGAAGAAAAUAUUGUGGAUUAUGUGUUUGAGAUAUUAAGAUUAUCAGAAUGCAAGGAUCCACUGGUCUACUCUUGUGUUAGAGUUCUUAAUCUCUUUUAUGGAAGUUUUCCUUAUUAUCCUCUCCUUUCCUUAUGAAGCUUGCUUAUACAAAAUUGUGUUUCUGAUUGCCCUGGAAUAGCAUCAACUUCUAACAUUGAUGAAUUGGCUCUUAUUUUGUCAAGGAUGUUUGAAAGGCAUAGAGAUGGGGAAAUUGGCAUGAUUCCAGAGACAUUCGUAUUGGUUUGUUCCAUCUUUGUAGUUCUUUUAAAAUUCCCAUCUUCUCAAGGGGCUUCAAAUCUUCCAUCAUUACUUCAAGAAGCAUUGAAACAUGCUGUUUUAGCUUGCCUGACCGUCUCUGAGAAUGAUCCUGGUCGACUCUUGCAUUCUUUAUACCUUCUUAAAGAAGCAUAUUCAUACGGUCAAGAAGAGUGCUCUGCAAACAAGUCCAGCAACUUUGAACUGCGAACUAGUAUUGUGGAAAUAUGUACCUCACAUAUAUUACCUUGGUUUUCCAUGGCUGUUAAUGAACUUGACGAGGAAACUGUCAUGGGGGUAUUCGAGACAUUCCAUUUUAUACUGGUUCAAAAUCCUGAUAUCCAAGCAACAGAACUAGCAAAAGUCCUACUUUCAUCCUCUUGGUUCAGUUUUUCAUUUGGAUGUCUAGGACUAUUUCCUGCUGAAAUGAUGAAAUGGAGAGUUUAUCUAAUGCUCAGUUCACUUGUGGAAGUUCUUUUGGGAAAUCAAUCUGGACAGCACAUUAGGGACGCUGCAUUUUUUCUUCCAUCUGAUCCUAUUGAUUUGCUGUUUCUGCUUGGGCAGAAAAACUCCCGUGAUGUAGAUUUGUCUUCUUGCCAAGCUGCAGUUUUACUGCUUUUGCAUUUCAGUUGCCUGCAUGAUGACUGGCUUGCAGAUGAGAGAUCGGUUUUAGCUUCUCUGGAGCAAUAUAUUCUUGUUAACAGUGGAGAUUUCUUAUCAGGUAGCAUUGAUUCCUUGACAAUGAUGCAAGUUUUGAAUCUUUAUGGCCUAUGUAGAGGUCUUUCUAAGUUGAGAAACCAAGUUUCUCACAGCCUGGAAGCUGAGAGGAUCCUGUUCCAUAUGCUCUCUCAAAGUGAAUGGGAUUUGCAUUCUGCAACGAUUCAUCCAGUAGCUGUGAGAUGGUUGUUUCAACAGGAGAAAAUCAGCAAGCCAUUAUCGAGUCAACUUCUAAAAUUUUGUAGAAUAGACUGCUCAGAUAGAAACCAAAUACUCAUCCAUAGGGAUAAGUCUCACAUUAUAGAUGUAAGUGUAAUUGCGGACUUAGUUGCAACGAGAGAUAACCAUGCUGCAAAACUUUUGGUGUGUUUAUUGGUAGAGCUUGCCGAGGAAGGAGCCCAGAAUCAAGACAUUAUAACUGUAGUAAAUCUUAUAUCAGCAGUCAUUAACAUCUUUCCAGCUGCCUCAGACCAACUAUGCUUGCAUGGAAUAGGCAAUUCAAUCCUAAUGGUAGUUUAUUAUAAUUCAGGUCAUUCUUCUUCCUCAGAGUUACUUGUGGCCAUCUUACUUCUGCUAUUCAAUAUCUUAAGUACAGUGCACCAUGAAACACUUUCUGAUGGAGAACCUUGGCUUGCAUUGUCUACAAAGUUGAUAGACUGCUUAAUUCCUGAAGUUAGAAAGUAUGGUUGGAAUCAUGAAGGUUUAAUUUUAGUGGGAAUUCUCUCCUUGAUUUUGCAUCAUUCUUCUGGCCAUGCACUCAUCGAGGCUACCAAAAGCAUAAUUUUUAAUGCUUCCUUGAUCUCUAUCAUAAACAGCACGGUCCAGGUUGUCACUUCCAAGGGACCUGCUCUAAUAGAAUAUGAUGAGGGAACAAGCUCGGGGGAAAGUCUAAUACUUUUGCUCUUGUUAUACUACUUCACCUUAAGAUGCUUCCGUGUUAUUCUACCGGAGGUCGCAGACAGGCAAACGUUCCUCGAGUCAACAGAUAUGACACAAUCAGUUUCUACAAUAAACAUUCAUCACCAUGAUUUAUGCAGGAUGAUCCAUUUCGGGUCUCCAAUCGUCAAGCUUGUUGCUUCAUCUUGCUUGUUGGAGUUUCUUUCUGGAAUAUCAUAUCAGAAAAAAGGGAAACAUGUGGUGUCACAGUGCUACAUUGGUUACCUAAAGACCUUAACGAUUGUAUUAGAAGGUCAGGUAUUUAACGACGACAUUCGGGUGGCAAUGAACUGUUGCCUCUGCUUAUCAAUAAUUUUAGGGUGGGAAAAGGAACUGGAAAUGCAGGAAUCAGGAGUUGUGAGAGGUAACUGGUAUAGGCUAAUUGUGGAGGAAAUGGUUAUGUCCAUGGCAGUUCCAUGCUUAGCAUCAAAGUCAUUCAUUAAUCAUCACAAACCUGCCGUUCAUCUAACUGUUGCAUUGCUAAAGCUCGAGAAGACUCCAGGGUGGAUGCGGAUCGUGUUCGAUGACCUUUCCUUAUCUUCUAUAAUCGAAAACCUUAAAGUCGUCGACGUCAGCUCUGAGAUGGUGCUUUUGUUUCGAGCUCUCCUCGAGUCUGGAUUCUUGAAGGCAGAGCAUAUAACUAGCCUUAAUAUUGUGUUCCAGGCUUGCAGAAAACGAAUGUACAACAAUGGUAAAGAACAGAUCAGCGAUAAGCAUGCUCGGAGGAGCGUCACCUGGGCGGAUGAUCCGGCGGAAAUUUGCGAGUAUCUCGUUCAUUUGAUGGUCUCUCGGUCGUGUUCAGACACCGAUUCAGGGAACAGAAGGUUGUCCAAUGAAAUAGAGAAGUUUUCCCGCAGUUUAACAGAAGGUAAUAGCUGA